AUGCGACCGCGGUCCGCGUACCGCCAGAUCAUGUACAUGUCCUUGGGCGUCUUGAACGACGAGUACGACGGCAGCAAUGUAGUGGACGACGUCAACUUUGUCGCCCACUUCUCGCUCGUACCAUCGUAG
This is a messenger RNA of Peronospora matthiolae, 129 nucleotides long. Lineage: Eukaryota; Oomycota; Peronosporomycetes; Peronosporales; Peronosporaceae. The record is from the annotation of a GenBank genome assembly.